Bacillus rossius redtenbacheri is the source of this 7430-nucleotide messenger RNA. RefSeq lists its product as uncharacterized. The record is from RefSeq and is a predicted model, not a curated record. The transcript has 2 exons. NCBI's taxonomy places the organism in Eukaryota, Metazoa, Arthropoda, Insecta, Phasmatodea, Bacillidae. The coding region runs from base 423 to 2219 and encodes 598 amino acids.
ACGCACUAAGUCCAUAUUUUACCAAAAAUGUUUUUUAAUGGUAAUGAAGAUUUUAGGGUACGCCGGAUUGAUUGAUGUUGAAAGGAACUUAGUCCCUACUUUCCAUACAUAUAAAACGGGCAUAUGCGUUAUUGCGGGCUCUGUUAAAAAGAACUAAGUCCAUGGACUUAGUUCCUUUUAAUGCUGAUUAUUGAUUUGUGGAGUUAGUUCCUUUUAUUGAUGACAGGCUUGUAUAUUGCAGCACAUUUCAAUCUUGCAGUGCUAUAUGACGCAUUAGUUACAUUUUCUCUGUUAGAUGGCUCUGCCUGUCUAGUUGAUAUUUCAAGUUUUAUUGAACAUCAAAAGAUAUUAUAUCUUCCACCUUCUUUGUCUAUGGAUGUAUUGUUUAUGUUUGGUAUUGUUAUGAUGUUGAAUGUUUGAUUAUGGAGAAAAAAGGAAAGAAGAGGAGUAUUAAUACUACAGAUUAUAAUAGAGAUGAAGUUAAAAGUGCUCGUAUAAGCGGAGAAGAAUACGUCAGUCAUGGAAAAAAGGUUGUUGAAGCAAAGAAAACUGGAAAUGAUUGCAGCUGCAGGCUCCAAUGCUUCCAGAAAAUAAAAGAAGAAAAUCGUAUCACUAUCCUUUCAUCAUUCUUGGAUCUUGAAAACAAAAACCACCAAGAUCUUCAUCUACAGCGACUUAUAGAGUCAAAACCUAUUCAGCGUCGGAGACCAAGGAUUGUAAGUGAUGAAGGAGGGACGAGGAAGCAAAUAAAUGGGAGUUUUAAGUUUCAUGUCAUGAAUGGAGAUACAAGAGUAAUGGUAUGUAGAAAGGCUUUCUUAAGUUUGCAUGCUGUGUCUCAGAAGAGAGUAUUUAGGUUAGCAGCACUGCUGCUGAAAGGAGAGACUCCUAAAGAUAAGCGUGGUUUGAAUCCCAAUCCCAAAAAAAUGUCAGACACAGUAAGAAAUAACAUCCAGCAACAUAUUGAGUCAUUCCCAGUGAAAACUACUCAUUACUCAGGCAAAGAGGUGAAGUAUCUUGAUGGUAAGUUAGAUGUAAAGCAAAUGCACACCCUUUCCGAAGAUAAAUACCAAAACACAAAUGUGUCUUACAAAUAUUACCUAAAAUAUUAUAAUGAGAAUUUUCGGUAUCGCUUUGGAAGACCACAAAUCGAUGUGUGCAGCACGUGCGAAGAACUGACAACAAAACUGAAAAGUACUCAUCUUGCGGGAAUCGUAAAACGUGCCACUGAAUCGGAGUUAGUUGUUCAUAAACGCAGAAGCCAAAAAUUUUACAAGUCUUUAAAACAAACUGAACAGCUAUGCAAGGAAAAUCCCCAUGUGGCAGGAAUAGUUUUUGACUUCAUGCAGAAUCCACCCUUACCCCACAUACCAGUCCAAGAAAUAUUUUACCUACGUCAGUUAUGGGUAAACUGCUUUUGUGUACACAAUUUAAAAUCCCACCAUUCGUGUUUGUAUGUAUAUCAUGAGGGCGUUGCCAAGAAAGGUGCCAAUGAAGUAUGUUCAUUUUUAUUGGACUACAUAACUCACUGUGUGUCUAAAGAUGUUACAGACCUAUACUUGUACUCUGAUGGCUGUGUUGGCCAAAACAAAAAUCAUUCAAUGAUCCGCAUGUGCUUAGGACUGGUGCAAAAUAAAAUGUUACAAAAUAUUGUACAUUGUUAUCCUGUAAGGGGACAUUCAUUCCUUCCCUGCGAUAGGGAUUUUGGGUUAUUCAAAAAGAACAUUAAGAAAUGUGAUAGAAUCUACACUCCAAAAGAAUAUGUUAGUCUGUUAGUACACAGUAAGUCAAACGUCACAGUAAAGAUGGUGGAGACUGAAGACAUUUUGGACUUCAAUAUAUGGUGGCCUCGUUUCUUCAAGAAAAACUGUGUGGCUAUAGAAUGUGUGGGAAGAGAUACUCCUCGUGAUUGUAAAGUGAAUUUUACUCCUUCCUCUUUCAAGGAGUUCAGAUAUUCAGCAGCAAGGCCAGGAGUAGUUGAGGCAUGUCCUUUUAUUGGUGGACUUGUUACAUACACCUUUCCUUUGGCUCAGCCCAACAUUAAUAAUCAUUUCUCCAUGACUAUUCCAAAAGCAUACCCUGCAGGAAAGGUGCCAAUUAAUCGUCUAAAGCUGCAGGACAUCCAGAAAGUUGUAAAAUACGUCGUGGGUGACACGGAAACGCUAUCAUUUUAUGAAGACAUUUUAUCAUGGCCAACAACUGUAGAAGUGGAGGACGAAUGACUGUAAUACUUUCCAAAAAUGGUUGUUUUAUAUUAUUUAAUUUAAUAACAAUCAAUGACUGUCUUAUUAUAUUUAAAUAUCCGUGUUUUUUUUGUAAUAUGCAAUCAUUUACAUAAUAUUUUCAGCAUUCACUGUUAAAAGGAACUAACUCCAAAUACUUUAGGCUUUAUAUAUUAUAAGCUAAGUGUAAUCUGAGACAUGACAUGAGUUUAAUACGUUUGUUAAUGAUAGAAAUUGAUAUAUAAAAAAAAUUAACAACAUAACAGUAGAACAUUUUGUUUAAAACCGUUUUAAUUAAUAUCCCACAAUUGUGAUUUGUGGACUAAGUGCGUUUUUACAAUGACCGAUUCAAUUACUUUUUUUCUAAAACCUAUUCCUAAAAAUUUAACUCAGUAUAUCCCUUGCAUUUAUUGUUCUGCUACAAGUAUUUCAAACAGAUAUUCACUUAGUAUGGUAUCAUGGGUGUAAAAAGUUGCACAAUAGAUAAUUGACAAAGACUUGUGCACCUUUUUAUGCCCAUUAUGUUGUGCUAUAUGAAUAUAUGUUUAAAAUAUUUCCGGCAUAACAAUUAUGCAAGGGAAUUAUCAAGUUAAAAUUACAGAAAAAAACCUUUAAAUAAAAGUAAUGAUAAAAAAAACAUGGUGUAUCAGACCGAGCCGUAAGUCAUAUCAUAUAUGUGCUUGCGAUAUAUCACAUGUAUUAUAUCGAUACUGAUAAAAUAUUGGCUUGAAAAUAUCAAUUUUUUUAAUAUAAUAAUUGAUAAUAACAUUAAAAAAAACAUGCUGCUUUACUUAGUGAAAAAUUAUUAUUUAAAUAUAUUUUACAUUGAGUUCUUGAUACAUCCACGCUAAUAUUAAGAGAUUACCUAGUAAAAUGUUUUGCUCUUUCUAGCAAAAGUUAAUAAAUAAUAAUUAAUUUUUAUUUAUUUUUAGUAAUUAAUUAUUCCUUCAUAACGUCACUUUUAGGAGCCAGGCCUGUCAGAGCAUUGCAAUGCUUCAACUUACAAAGCUAUGAAAUUCCAUACUAUGAACACCAAUACUUCCAUUUUUCACCUCAUUUUAAAUAAGAUUUUUUUUUUUUAACUUUAAAAAUGUAAUUUUACUCAAUUUCGAUACCAUCUGAAUAACAAAUUGAUAUAAAAUGAUAUUGACAACAAAUUAUUGAUAUUUUGAACCUAAAAUAUUGAUAUUGCCAAUAUAUUGAUAAGUGGUUGCCAUCUCUCCCUGCAUCAGUGAAGGGCCUUAGAGGGCACAGGUUCUGACGUGCAAGUUAUCUUCAAGGUGUGCCUAAACUUUAGCUCUACACACCAUGGAUGGCUUUGUUAUCGUAACACUUCCGUUCGAAAACCUGACUCAUGGCAUCCAAGCCAUCAGCUCCCGAGAAGUUUUAAGUGUUCUUUUUUAUAUGACAUGCAUUUCUUAUACAAACCUGUUUCAGAGGCGUUGAGAAACAUCGAUACACUUGGGGUUGAGCCCAGGGAAUGAACAUUCUCUGACCGGGGGGGGAGUGUAGCAGCUUUAUGUAUGACCUUGUAAACCACAUCACCUUUGGGCAUAAACUAUGUAUAUAUACAUAUAUAUAUAACUUUAUUGAUGUAAGUAUCCUAAAAUAAAAUCAUUGUUCUCAUGUGUUAGGUAAGUAUUCUGCAAAAAUUUUAUAUCAAUCGUUACACUGUUCUUCAGAGCUGCCCAAAGCUACUGUAGACUUAUUUGAUGGCAUUAUGACUAGACAUACUGUAAUGUAUUUCUUUUCUAAAUAAGAAUGUUGAUUUAAGAAAAUUUAAAUCACUAGCUAGUAAAUAGCAUUAAAAGUAAUCAAUGAAGGCUUAAAGCACAGGAAAUACUAGCAGACAUCAGUUUCAUUAAUACAAAAAAAUAAACAGAUUUAAAAAAAUAAUCUUAUUGGUUUUAUGUAUGGGACCAUUAUUUAAUGGAUGUGAAAAUUACGCUGGUUUAGCAACGAUACACUUUUUUUGACACCUAUAAUGCUGACUGUCUACUGCAGCAUUCGUAAUUCGCCCUUGACCACUUAAGGAACAAUGCAAUGUUUAGCAUUCACAAGGUUGCAGUAGUACGCUUUCUCUUAACACACACAUUCUGUUAUUUUUAAGUGUUCCCCGCAAUUGUAUCACAAGAACUUUGCCACGCGUGCAACGCGUUGCAAAUUCUUGUUAGAGUAGCAAAUCAAGGUUUAGCAUAUUUUGGGCGACGAACAUUCAUAAGCAUUAUUUAUGAUGUAGAGGUAGAGGAAAGCAGAUAUCCAAAGAUCAAAUUGGAAUUCAGGACUCCUGAAACAGGAAAAAAGAAACCACCAGUGAAGAAUAGGUAUAGAUGAAGCCAUAUUUACAUGUCAUACGUGGGCUGCGAAACAUAUUACUUACAAUAUUCAAGUUUUUUUUCUCUUCCUUUCACCAUAAAGUCAGUAAAUAAUCACUAAAUUUUACUUUUAAUAACAUUUUUCCAUUACAAAAUAGAUGUAAUAGUAAAGGCUUAUUCAGAUUUUUUCAGGAAUUCCGACUGUUGGUUGACGUUGGCUGUCACGUAGCAUUACUACACUGCCUGCGUUUCUAGUUAGCUCAGUACACGGCUUUUGGCAGGAGUAAUUUCGUGAAAAUGGAACAGAAAUCAAUGAACGGAAAUGUUUCACAAAGAUGGUGGACCCACGUUUAGCAACAUAAACCUGUAUGUAGUCACUUUCGUAAACAUUAGGGGACAUGCCAAACUUUAUUGGUGGGCCAAAUGAUACUUUAUGAUAGUGAAAAUACCCUGGAAUAUCUUUGGUAAACCAAUAGUCGUACUAAAAAGUAAUGACAACUUUUAAAAUACCUAAGAGAACUGGCAUUACAAUGAUUAUAUUACAUAUUUUCCAUCAAAAUUCCCACAGCAGUGGAGUGUGUGCAUGGUAAUCUGAAGGGGCGUGGUACAGAUAUUGUUAAUAGAUUUUUUAAAUAACAUUAUAAUAUUAUAAUAAUGUUGAAUCAGCUCAAUAAGGUUAAGAUUUGUUUGUAGGACGUAUUACAGACUGCUUUCAGUCGUUUGAGCAAAAACAAAAAUACAAACAUAUAGUUAGUUUUAUAAUAUGUAUUUGAAAAGGUUUCAGGUUAAUAUUUUAGUAAUUCCACAUAAGUAUAAAUUCUAAAAUAUAUACCUAGUACUGAAUUUGUAUGGUAUUAACUUUUUAGUGAAUUUUAACAAGAGGGGCAGUUUUUUAAUAAUAUUCCUUGUUAUAAUAUUAUAUUAUAUCAGAUACAGAGCCGGGGUUUUAUCAGAUCUGUUUCUAAAAGUUUUAAAUUUCCAGUUGUUUUGUGCUGCUAAUUGCUAUCUGUGUUUGAUGGUGGCAACAACGUUUAUGAUUCAGGGAGCUAAUUAUAGCGGCGAGCACAGAAAGCAUGUGUGUGAUUCACAUCCAGAAAUUUUGGUUAUUGGUAAGCGAUCAUUUUAUUUAUCUGUUCAUUUAUUACGCUUGACAUCAUUUAAAAAUUUCUGAUUGAUAUUUUGUGUUCGAUUUUCGUAUUAUAAGUUUAUUUGCAACAUGAACAACAUGAGAACACAUUAGUUUUCUCGUUACAGAGGUUAAAUGCUUGUAUGUCACCAGCAAGUACUAAAAGCCUUGCUCGCUCUUUUUUAUUAUUAUUAUUUAUUUCAGUACACUGUUUCCUAUUUUGUAGUGGGUUAUAUUUCACAUUUUUAUAUUUGGAAUUCCUGUUAAAAAUAUAUGCCUUUCCAUAAUCUGGCAAAAUUGCUACCAAGGCUUCUCCGUGUGCUUAUACAUGCUGGAUUAAAUACCUUUCACUGCAAACUUUCAUUAUAAACACUUUUUUUUAUCUAGUAGAAAAGAAGAUAGAAUCAAUAUGCAAAAGCUAUGGAAUUUUGCUUAGUUGUGGUCUAGGUGUAUACAAAUUUGUUUAUUUAUUCAACGUUGUUUGAUUAUGUGUUAAAUAUAUUAUGUCUUAUUACCUCUGUUGUAAGUGUCCUGAAUUUUUGAUUAGGGUUGGUUCUGUCAUUUGUUACCGAGAAUAAAUAAAUAAUUCUUUGACAAUACAUACUGGUAUUUUUCAUAACUACAUGAUUAUUUCACUUUAAUUUCUUUAUUAUUACAUUAUUAUUACUGUAUAUUUAUUUUAAAAACCAUAGACAUUACUCUACGUGAAAUAUUAAGAUUCAGUAGAAAAUUUUUAGUGUAAACUUAAUAAAUAAGUUAAUUCUAUAUGAAAAUCUUACCAUUUUAUAUUUGUAUGUUUUCAUUUUAAUCAUAUCCAGUUUUUAUUGCUGUUUAUGAAUAAUAUUUUUACUUAUGUGUAAGUCAUAUAACAAUUGUUGUGUUUCAGUUGGUAGUUAUGGUAACUUUUAUGUUUUGACCAUAACAAUGCUGGUACAUAGGUUUCCCAAUCUAAAAUGUAUCUUUUUACUAAGAAUGCACUUUUCUCUUGUCAAUUGUUAUUAUUUUUAUCAUUUCACCUAAUGAAGUGUGUUACAUGACUGUCUUUUACAGUAAGUUUUAAUUCAAUUUACAUGAACACUUCCUCAUAAUUACCGUAAACAGUAAGUACACAGUCUUGCCAUACGACUGUAUGCCUGGAUGAAGCUGGCUUUGGCAGAUGGUAACAGGUAGGUAAGAUGUUGGGAUACUAUAUUUAAAAAAGAAUGAUCCAAACAUUUGCUUGCAGUCCAUAAAACAGCAUAAAACUGGAAUAAAAGUAUCCAAGUUUCUGAACCCAAGUUCCCCGCCUCCCCUUCCAAUUUCUCGGAGCUUCUGAAUCCACCACCGUCUGCCUGGUGUGCAAUUGAAGAACCUUAAGGGGAAAAAAAUAAUUAUCUUUACUGAUAGUGUCCGAGAUCAAACCAUGGCCUGAAAGCAAGUUGCAUGCCAUGUUAAAAGUGUAUCCAGAGAGUCAGUAGUAGCCUUGGACUUUAGUUUUUUGGAGGCCCUCCCCCGGGUGAUAGGAAAAAAAUAAUUUUUUUUAACCCAACCUGGAAUUUUUUGAUGAUGGUUUUGCUCAUUUAUGUUAGGAUAUUUUGAUAUUCUUUCAUAAUAAAUUAUCCUUGGGUGAGUUUUAUAAAUCCUUAGGAUCAAAUUUCCAGUAUAUAAUCACAUCAUUUUCUUAUACGAAAUUAUGUAUUGAAAUAGGUAUUGACCAGCACAUUAAGUUACCAUAAAUGUCCAUAUUUUUAACAGAACACUAGACACUAGACAAACGAUAAUAAAUAAAAA